Molecule: messenger RNA, 986 nt
Organism: Leptidea sinapis
Lineage: Eukaryota; Metazoa; Arthropoda; Insecta; Lepidoptera; Pieridae
Exons: 5
Coding region: 105-911 (268 amino acids)
Cellular component (GO): extracellular region
Molecular function (GO): chitin binding
Source: RefSeq, a predicted model, not a curated record
CGGUUGAAAAAUUUCGCAUUCCUGGAGUUUUCACUGAAGGCACCGGUGUUAUGUGAAGUGUACUUUGUGUAAAUACUUACUUAUACCUGACAAAAAUAAAGAACAUGGAAAUGACGUCAAAGAUAUUUAGUAGCAUCCUGUUACUUGUGUUAGCAAGUAAUGUAUUUGCUGACGAGAUUGAAUUGGAAGCUACCAGUGGAAGAGUUUUGAAGAUGUUAAGAGAGAUGGUAAACCAAACAAAUGCAGAUUCAUUAAAUCUUCCUGCAAACGCCAGCUCGAUUAGGGAGAACAUUACGGAUACCUUCAGCUGUGACAACCUCACGUACGGCUACUAUGCUGACAUGGACAAUGAUUGUCAGCUGUUCCACGUGUGUCUGCCAUCACAAACCCCCUCGGGUCGCAACGUAACCUAUCGCUACAGCUUCAUUUGCCCAGCUGAGACUGUAUUUAAUCAGGAAGUCCUUACGUGCACAAGACCACGUGAUUCAAUACCUUGUGAAGAUUCUGCUUCGUAUUAUGAUCUGAAUAUGGAAAUUGGUAAGGUUCCCGAAGAAAAAAACGAAACAGCACAAAAUAAAGAGCCUGAAAAGAGCCCUGAAACCAAUAAAGAUAAUGAACCAAACAAAGAAACUGAAACUAUUCCAGUCAACAAUCAAAAACGUUUCCCAAGUCGUAAAAAACAAAGCAUAAUCGUUGAAAGAUUAAUGAAGGAAGCGAUUGAGGAAAUUAAUAAAAUGGAAAACGUUGAAGAAGUAGUCGCACCAGAAGUUAUAGAGACUGAAAUGAAACCUGAAGUUGUAGAUAAAAUGGAAGGCGAAGAUGAAAAUUCACGGUUAGGAUCUGAAAGAAAACUCAAGAGAACUGGCAGACUUGGUUGGAGGGGGUCCUACAAAUACGGAGAUACACAGUAGUUAUAAGAUUUAGAUUAAGAAUUCUGGUAAAUUUUGUAAAUAGAUUUAAAUGAGAAUAAAAAAGAUAUUUUAUUA